This is a messenger RNA of Microsporum canis CBS 113480, 854 nucleotides long. RefSeq names its product triosephosphate isomerase. Gene Ontology annotation, molecular function: triose-phosphate isomerase activity. The record is from RefSeq and is a predicted model, not a curated record. NCBI's taxonomy places the organism in Eukaryota, Fungi, Ascomycota, Eurotiomycetes, Onygenales, Arthrodermataceae. Bases 105 to 854 code for a protein of 249 amino acids. Gene Ontology annotation, cellular component: cytosol. Gene Ontology annotation, biological process: glyceraldehyde-3-phosphate biosynthetic process; glycolytic process; glycerol catabolic process. The transcript is spliced from 6 exons.
CACCAACAUCUACAAGUCUUCUUCGUCAGCUCUGCUUCAGACAUAUAAGCUACCGAUACACUUUCUCUCGUGCUACACGCAGAGAAACGCUAUCGUCCUUCACCAUGGCUCGCAAGUUCUUCGUUGGUGGUAACUUUAAGAUGAACGGAACAUCUCAAUCAAUUUCCGACAUCAUAACCAACCUCAACAAUGCUAAGCUUGAUGCCAACACCGAAGUCGUUAUCUCCCCUCCAGCCAUCUACCUUCUCCUGGCCCGCAGUCAAGCAAAUGAGAAAAUCGGCGUCUCUGCUCAAAACGUUUUUGAUAAGCCAAACGGAGCCUUCACAGGAGAGCUUAGCGUUGAUCAGUUGAAGGAUUCUAAGAUCAACUGGACUUUGACCGGACACAGCGAGAGAAGGGUUAUCCUCAGGGAAGACGAUGAUUUCGUUGCACGCAAGACAAAGGCCGCUAUUGAGGGUGGAUUGAGUGUGAUUGUCUGCAUCGGAGAGUCUCUCGAGGAGCGAGAGGCCGAAAAGACCGUCGAUGUCGUCACCAGACAGCUACAAGCCGUUGCUAGCAAGAUUUCCGAGCAGCAAUGGGCCAACAUUGUUAUUGCCUAUGAGCCAAUCUGGGCUAUCGGAACCGGAAAGGUCGCCACUACCGAGCAGGCCCAGGAAGUCCACGCUUCUAUCCGUGAGUGGCUUGCCAAAACUGUUUCCCCUGCCGUCUCCGAGGCCACCCGUAUCAUCUAUGGUGGAAGUGUCAACGAGAAGAACUGCCGUGAGCUGGCUAAGCAAAAGGAUGUCGAUGGAUUCUUGGUUGGAGGCGCCAGCUUGAAGCCUGCCUUUGUCGACAUCAUCAACGCUCGACUAUAA